AUGUUUUCUCAUAGGAAGACUUUUUGUUAUGCAUAUUUCGUAUCCCAUUUAUUUCCUGACACAGUUCAUGGCUUUCUUUUCUUUCUCUUGGUUUAUUUGUUUCUUUUCUUCAUUUAUAUUAAUUUUUUCUUAAUCUUUAAUUUCUUUCAUUUAUUUGAUCAUAGUCUCUUACUGACUUUCUUUCCUGAUAUCUACUUGUAUUUAUUGUCUGUCUUUCCAUUUGUUUUGCUAUCUCAUAUUAUUUUUACAUUUGUUCGCUGUUUUCUUUACUAUUCUAUUCUUCUAUUCUAUUGUCAUUCUCUUUUCUUUACUCAUUCUUCUAUUCUAUCGUCAUUCUCUUUUCUUUACUCAUUCUUCUAUUCUAUCGUCAUUCUCUUUUCUUUACUCAUUCUUCUAUUCUAUCAUCAUUCUCUUUUCUCUUCUCAUUCUUCUAUUCUAUCAUCAUUCUCUUUUCUCUUCUCAUUCUUCUAUUCUAUCAUCAUUCUCUCUUGUUUUUGUUUUUCUAUCCUCUUAUUUUCUACAUUGACCUUUUUCUUUUUAUCAUUCUUUCCAUCUUGA
Messenger RNA from Acanthosepion pharaonis, 558 nucleotides. The record is from the annotation of a GenBank genome assembly. Lineage: Eukaryota; Metazoa; Mollusca; Cephalopoda; Sepiida; Sepiidae.